Molecule: messenger RNA, 957 nt
Organism: Motacilla alba alba
Lineage: Eukaryota; Metazoa; Chordata; Aves; Passeriformes; Motacillidae
Product: proline-rich receptor-like protein kinase PERK2
Exons: 1
Source: RefSeq, a predicted model, not a curated record
AGCCACAAUAAUCCACAUUUCCCGUGGGAUUUCGUGCCCUGGAGCACCCACCCAGCCCCUCCGGAGGGCACAGGUCCGUGGCUCUCCCGCACCCACGGGUCCCCAGCACGGCCAGGGGUGACCCUGCUGGGGACAAUUCUCUUUGCAGGCACUGAUGGCAGCACACAAAGGGUGCCAAGGCCUCCUGUGAACACCCCCAGAGCUCCGGCUGGGCUCCGAGAUCUCCUGGAUCCUCCUCCUGCCCAGGUGAGCACCUGCAGCCCCCCCCCAGGUCACCCAGCGUCCCCUCAGGUCCCCUCCUGCUCCCUGCCCCGCUCCGACUCCUCCUCCCUCUGCACUUCCCCGCACCCUCACGUCCCCCAGGCCCCUCUGCGGGGCUGUCCCCCCACCUGCGACCCCAAAUCCUGUCACCACGGGCCACCUGUGUCCCCCCAGGACACCCAGCUGCAGGAUGGGGGCACAGAGGGGACAAUCCCCAAGGGCUCUCCUCUCCUCUGCAGCUUCCCUCCUCUCCCUCAACAAACCCUGGAGGAUUUGCCAGCCUUGCCCUGCCCUUCCCAGCUCCGGAUUGGGGGGUCCCUGAGGCAGAGCCCAAAGCAGCUCCCCAGUACAGAGCUGUGGAACAAACUGGUGACACUGGGAAGGGACAGAACCCCCCCAGUCCCCAGCUGGCAGCAGCAGCUCAGGGUUGGCAGCUGGCACAAACCAUUCCCUGGUCUCAGCCCGGAGCUUCACGCCCACGUGGGGCAGGACUUUCAAGAAGUAUCCCCAAAAAAAAGAAGCGGAAAACCCUCUUGUCCUCCCAGGAAAGAGCCGGGGGUGUCACGGGGCAGAGACACUGUGGGGACACCUCGGGGAGGCUCAGGGUCACCCGGCAGCCCUGCCCCGAGGUUUUGGGGUGGUGGGUGCCACCCCACGAGGUGCUGGUGACAACAGGGGGUUGGUGGGGCAUCAAAC